ACAAGCUUGUUUGCUGCGUAGCUGGCACACUCCGCUCAAGAAGCGUGAGGAUAUGUUGCUAACGCAUUUCAAUAAAAGUCAAAUUAAUUCAACGACAGCAAUAUUACAUUAUAUUUAGCUGUUACUAAAUAUCGACUGUGGGACACCGGUGAGGAUAUUCCAGUUUUUCGAUUUAUUUAUUUUGAUUAUUCACAGUAACAGAGUUUGCGUUGAUCACAAGCUAGUCAGUCUAACGUUAACGUUAGUUGAUCCGUUAAACUCUCGCUUAUGUCAAACUGUCUGUUUAUCUAGUAAGGAAAACAAUAGCUUCUUAAAAUAUUAACGUUACAUGAAUUCGUUUUCUCUCGUGCAUUUUGUCUGUACAAUAAAACAUACAGAACUGUCAUUAGCUGUAUUGCAAAAUAACCACUCGUGCAUGUUUGACAUUGGGUUGCACUUGUUAUCCGAACACCAGUGGCACAUGGAAACUAAUUUAUAUAACAAAGCAUUUAUUUUUUGCUAAUUCAGAAGGCAUUAUUCGCAAACGUCACUUGGAAGCAGCAAGUCAAAUCUAUUGCAUAGUGCGCAAUACGUGAUCGUAGCAAACAAAGAUGUUCCCCUCCCUCCAUCAUCGCCCUAUGUGCAGCAUAGGGACCAGAGCUGUUCGACUUCAAACUUUAAGUACUUUUAAACACAGCGAUGAGAUAGGAAAAAUAAGUAGCAGAUCGUUGACUUUCUCGUGGCUGGGACAGCGCGUGGGCCUGCUGCUGUCAUGGCUCCAGAAAGCAGGAAGGGGAACUAACGCACUGGCAUCCGAGAAGAAGAAGAAGGAAAAACUGUUGUCUAUAUUUGCAAACCACUGUAGUUUUGUGACAGGCCAGAGGUUGAGAAGGGCUUUUCAGAUAGGAGAGCUGUACUCAAACCUUUACUCGGAGAGAAGCAGGUGGACGCUCGUGGGCAGCAUAUGGCGGCGCCUGCAGAGCAAACACGCGCCCGCUGGAAAGCUCAUAGCAGCACUCGCUGGGGUCUUCAUGUGGGAGGAUGAGAAGAUCCGAGAUGAUGAGCUCAGAAGGUGUGCAUUGGAGCUGCAGGCACUGGAAUCUGUGAAAGGUCAAAGUGGAAACCCAAAGUCUGCUGUAAUUGUAGAUCCCGGCUGGGAGGUGGUUAUGGAUAAGAAAAACUUUAGAGUAUGGAGAAGACCUAUCCAGGGAAGCCAUCUGUUUGAAUACAGAGUGUUUGGUUCUUAUACAGAUGUCACUCCGCGGCAAUUCUUCAAUGUUCAGUUGGAUACAGAAUAUAGGAAGAAAUGGGACGCACUGGUUAUUAAACUGGAAGUGGUGGACAGGGAUGUCAACACAGGCACUGAGGUUGUUCAUUGGGCAACGCAUUUUCCGUAUCCCAUGUACUCCAGAGAUUACGUCUAUGUGCGCCGCUAUCAUGUCGAUAUGGAUAACAGCUUGAUGAUUCUGGUAUCCAGAGCUGUCAAACACCCUAGCGUCCCUGAGACCCAGGAAUUUGUCCGGGUUCAUUCUUACCAGUCUAAAAUGGUCAUCCGUCCACACAGGUCAUUUGAUGAGAAUGGCUUCGACUACCUGCUGACUUACAGCGAUGAUCCACAAACAGUCUUUCCUCGCUACUGCGUCAGCUGGAUGGUAUCGAGCGGCAUGCCUGACUUCCUUGAGAAGCUUCACGUUGCCGCUCUCCGAGCCAAAAACAUGGAUGUAGGUGUCCGCGACUACGUCAGCUUCGUCAAACCCACCCAGAUCACCCAGGAACGGCUUGGAGCCGACAACAAUCACAACUCUGGUCCAAACCAGAUCUAUGCCUGAACAAGAGACACUGGAUAAUAUGACCCACAACAAUGUGGUCAAUAAUAGAAGGCACGGAUAUUCAAAACAUCUACUUCCAAAUGUUUUUGUUUGCCGGUCUUGCACUUCUAGCAAUACUGAGCAACAUCCGUUUUUUGUGCUAGUUUACUUCCGCUUUCUGUAGGGUGCAUCUGCGCUACCAUCAAUUACAAAGCUUGCCAAAGCUGCGUUUUUAUCCAUUUUACGCUUUAUCAUUGGAAUCAAGUGUGGUGUUGAGUUAAGGAAGAACCAUAGCAUGCAUCACUAAGUUCAAGUACAGGAAGUUGUGAUGCAAAAGCUACUUUUCUUUUUUGUGGUUGUUCUCUCAGCUUAUAAUGCAAUCGUCAGCAAGCAGACUAAGUAACUGUUUAUGUGCGUAAGAACAUUCACUGCCAGUACAACCAAAACAGCAUUCACAGGGCCACCAACAACCUCUACUGGAAACAAAAGAGAGGCGUGUCUUAUGCCAACCGCAAGAUCCUCACGAGCAGUCUUUGCUUACUUCUGCACCAUAGAGGGCUGUUUGAAGUGUUUUCUAUUCUGAUUUCAGCAAAUGUUUGCUAUACCUUCACUUUACACAGAGGAAGUUGAAUUGAUGCUUAAAGCAAUACUCCAGUUAAAUAUCUAAAUAUGAAGUAAUUCGAGGGUCAGUACAUCAUGGGGUAAUUUAGAUAUUUUACUGGGGUUUGCUUUAAGUUGGCGCAUAAUCUUACUUCAGGACAAAGAUUUUGUGCAAGUGAGUAAGAGUUUUGUCUCUUCGGUGUCUGUUAUACACAUUUAUGCUGUAAACUAAAUACGUUGUUGGAGAGAACUGGUACAGUCUUUAUUAAAAAUAAUUAAUUGGCCCAUUUAGUCUUAGAUUUAGAUUCGAUGAGAUACUUUUUAUGUCGGUAUAUAGUAUGACCUUUAUUUUACACUGAACAGUCCUGUUAUAGUUACAGUUGCACUUAACAUUUGCAUGAGAAACCAGAAUACGGAAAUCAAGGUUACGUAAAUCAUCAGAGGAAAUACAAAGGUACACCGAAAAUUGAUUUUUCCUCUGUUGUCUUAUGUUGUCUGCAGAGGAGAAUUUAAAAUGAAGACGGCUUGUAGGCUAUUCAGUCCCAAGGUCGGAUUUUACUUGGAGGAUUUGUGCAAAUACACUUCUGUAACAUCCGAAAUGUCCUCAGUUAGCACUUGAUAGCGGCAUGACAAAGUCUUGAAGACCAGAAAAGUGUUUGUGAUGUUACGAGAGGGGUUUAUUAAUAUAAGUAGUAAUUAAAUUAUGAGUUGCACUUAAUAAGGAAAGUUUCAAAAGAUGAGCAGUUAAAGAUUUUCCAUUGUUAGGAACUAUAAGCAAGUGUGAUUUCAAUAUAUUUAACCCAUGUGACUGACUAUCUUUAUUAAAAGCAUAGAUGAUGAACAUGUGUUUCUUGUUGCAUCACGUGAACGCAUUUGUUUUUGUUUUUUAAUUUUGUAAAGAUUAGUUCAAGUUUAGUGUGUGUUUACCCACUAUUCCAUUGGGCUUCUUCUUGACACUGGCCUAAAAAUUUUUGUUGCAACUUGUGUGUCUAGAUAACAAUAGGAUGUUUACAUCAGCAAAUGUCAUCAGAUAAAGCGGCAAAAAAUCUCUUGUAUUGAAAAAAAGUGGUUUUGUAUUUCCUUGAUUUUGGCCAGUCAAAAUGUACAUCUUCUAUUGCGGCGUUUCCCAACCCUAUUCUUGGGUUUUGGCUAGAAGGGAUACAGCAAAUGCCUAAAGAUGUUUAGGUUUGAGGGGUAGGAUUAGGAUGAAAACGGUGGUUCUGACUAGAUGGGAUACAGCUAUGGCCUAAAUCCUGUGAAAUGUUGGAUUAAGGUUUAGGUUUGGGGGUACACUCUCAGAAAAAAAGGUACAAAAGUUUCGUCAUUGGGACAAUACCUUUUAAUAAGGUCUUAAUAUGUACCAUUUAUAUGUACCUCUAGCAUGUACCCAAUGACAACUUUUGUAUCUUUAUGUACUUUUUUUGAGAGUGUAAAUUAGGAUAAAAACGGCGCUCAUCUGGCAAGAUUGCAGUGUUUGCUGUAUUCAUUCUAGCCACAACCCUGUUCCUAGAGGCACAUCAACACCAUACAUCUCUUCCUAUUCAAACACACUUGAUUCCACUCAUCAGCUUAUUCGUAGAGACUCCAAGAUGGGAAAUGAGAUGUGUGGGAGACAUUUAAAAUGUGCCCUGUUCCGGGUUGGAAAAUGCUCAUUGAUGUACCUUACAAAUUAAUUUUUUUUCUCUGAAUGUUUAAAUAUGUUUUUUUUAUUAAGGAUGAUCCUGUAAUAGCUGUGUCAUAUUUAUCACCAAAAAAGUAAAGGGUUUCAAUGGGAACGUUUUCAUUUUGCAUUAUGCCGAAGAAGCAGCAUUGCAGUCCUUUUCCAUUACAAAAAACAACAGUAUUAGUUUAUAAGCAGAUGGAUGUUACAGUUUCUGCUGAUUCUGAAAAUUAUUGUUGAGCAUGUUCAAUGCGUUCUGCUUGACUGUUUCGUCUAAACAUUGUCUAUGGCAUUACUAUAACACUCAAGUGCAUUUCCUUGAUGUUGGAAAACUGAUGUUUUAUACUCAUGAAAAACGUAUGAUUUAAAAGUUAAAUCAUUUAAUGGCAUAAUAAAAUAACUCCGCUGUGGCUACACAUUUGAUUGCUUUUCACUUUUUAUAUGAAGCUCUUGAAUUGUUUUCACGUAAUGAGUGAAUUAAUGCUGAAAUCGUUUUUGAACGAGUGAGUAGAUUAGAUUUGGAGCAUGAGAUUUUUUUUGCUCUAUUGUGAUCAAUGUAAUUCAUUAAUUGGUGACAAUAAAAGCCUAAAAUAAUU
Molecule: messenger RNA, 4643 nt
Organism: Paramisgurnus dabryanus
Lineage: Eukaryota; Metazoa; Chordata; Actinopteri; Cypriniformes; Cobitidae
Gene: stard7
Product: StAR related lipid transfer domain containing 7
Molecular function (GO): lipid binding
Source: RefSeq, a predicted model, not a curated record